This is a messenger RNA of Penicillium waksmanii, 1554 nucleotides long. Its product is annotated as sugar porter family MFS transporter. The coding region runs from base 1 to 1554 and encodes 517 amino acids. Gene Ontology annotation, cellular component: membrane. Lineage: Eukaryota; Fungi; Ascomycota; Eurotiomycetes; Eurotiales; Aspergillaceae. The transcript is spliced from 2 exons. The record is from RefSeq and is a predicted model, not a curated record. Gene Ontology annotation, molecular function: carbohydrate:proton symporter activity. Gene Ontology annotation, biological process: carbohydrate transport; transmembrane transport.
AUGUGGACAACUACCUCCGGCUUUACGGGCAGAAAGCUUCGUCUUGCCAUCACCAUCACCGCCGUUACUGGUUUCUCCCUUUUCGGUUACGAUCAGGGUCUCAUGUCCGGUCUGAUCAACGGUAAUGAGUUCACGAAAGAGUUCACUACCCUCGAGAUCCCUAAGGGUGCGAGCGAAUCAUACCAGAACCAGAUCAACGUCUACCGUGGUGCCGUUACUGCUUGUUAUGAGAUUGGAUGUUUAUUCGGUGCUAUUUUCACUCUCUUCUUCGGUGGGAAGACCGGCCGUACUCCCUUAGUAUUUGCUGGUGGUAUCUUCAUGACCGUCGGUGCUUUGAUUUCAACCGUUUCUUACAAUCACGCCUGGGGUCUCGGCCAGUUCGUUGUCGGUCGUGUUGUUUCGGGUGUGGGUAAUGGCAUGGUCACUGCCAACGUCCCUGUCUGGCAAUCCGAGUGCUCCAAAGCCCACAACCGUGGUUUCCUCGUCUGCUUCGAGGGUGCUAUUAUCGCCGUCGGUACUUUCGUCGCCUACUGGGUUGAUUUCGGUAUGUCCUUCGUAAACAGCUCCGCCCAGUGGCGGUUCCCUGUCGCCUUGCAGAUCGUUUUCGCCAUCGUUGUGAGCAUAGGCGCUCUGAUGGUGCCUGAUUCCCCUCGCUGGUUCCUCAUGAGAGGGCGCGAGCAAGAUGCUAUCGAUGUUCUGGCCAAGCUCAACGGUGCUACCCCCGACGAUGACCAGGUUUUGGCCGAGUUCAACCUUAUGAAGGCGGACCUGAAGUCCUCUGCCCACUCAAAGGGCAGCUGGAAGACGCUUUUUACCUUUGGCAAGACCCAAGAAUUCCAGCGCAUGAUUCUCGGUUGCUCCGGUCAGUUCUUCCAGCAGUUAACUGGCUGUAACGCUGCCAUCUACUACUCUACGGUGCUUUUCGAAGAUAACCUCGGGCUCGAUCACCAGCUAUCCAUGAUUAUGGGUGGCAUCUUCGCUACCGUCUACGCCCUCGCCACGAUACCCUCGUUCUUUAUGAUUGAGAAGGUUGGCCGCCGUAAGCUGUACCUGAUUGGUUUUAUGGGCCAGGGUCUCAGUUUUAUCAUUACCAUGGCCUGCUUGAUCAAACCUACCGACAUGAACGCUAAUGGUGCUGCCGUCGGUAUCUACGUCUAUAUUGUAUUCUUUGCCUUUACCAUCCUACCGCUCCCCUGGAUCUACCCGCCCGAGAUCAACCCCCUCCGUACCCGUACCAUGGCUAACGCCGCCGCGACCUGCGUUAACUGGGUCACUAAUUUCGCCGUCGUCAUGUUUACGCCUACUGCCGGUCGUGAUCUUGAGGAGAUCGACAUCAUCUUUGCAAAGGCGCACGUCGAGAAGAAGUGGCCUUUUGUCGUCGCCAACGAGCUGCCCAAGCUCAACGUUGAGCAGAUCGCUCAGAUGACCGCCGAGCUCGGCUUGGACAACCCUUUGGCAACCAGCUCCGGCCCUCAUGAGAAGGCCGAGAUGGCGUCUAGCAGUGAUGAAGGCCGGGGCAGAUAUGCGGCCCAGGAGAAGCAAGCUGCUACUUAA